Prunus persica (peach) is the source of this 1407-nucleotide messenger RNA. RefSeq names its product MDIS1-interacting receptor like kinase 2-like. The transcript is spliced from 5 exons. Gene Ontology annotation, molecular function: ATP binding; protein kinase activity. Lineage: Eukaryota; Viridiplantae; Streptophyta; Magnoliopsida; Rosales; Rosaceae. The record is from RefSeq and is a predicted model, not a curated record. Bases 358 to 1407 code for a protein of 349 amino acids. Gene Ontology annotation, biological process: protein phosphorylation.
GUAUAUUUAAAAGAACCACUAGCUAUAAUUGAACUUUCAAAUUGACUUGAAGACUAUGAUUUCUUUAUAUAUUUUUGCUUGGUUUGACAUUAUAUAUGUAGCAGGUAAGUCGGUAUCUCCUCACAUGUGAAAUUUUUAUUAAUUCCAAGGAGAGGAUGCAUUAUUUGUCUACAUUCAAAUUUGAAGAUAAGAAACAAAGACUUUGACUAAAAGUGUCUGAAGAAAAUUCCAACCUGAAUGAAGUUCCAGGAAAUAAAUCAAUAAGAGGAAGGGAGUUUUCAAGCCUGUGAUACCUCAAGUCUAUUUUUAAUCUUGUUCCCUCUUCUCGGAGCACUUGUACUUCUACUUGCUUUCUUUAUGUUUGCUUUUCUGAUAGCAAGAAGAAAGAAAAAUCAAACUCUAGAACAAAACGAUGACAUGCUUGAAGAAAUUUCUUUUUCAGUUCUAGAUUUUGAUGGGAAAACAAUGUAUGAGGAAAUCAUAAAGGCAACAGAAGAUUUUGAUUCCAUAUAUUGCAUUGGGACGGGAGGACAUGGAAGUGUAUACAGAGCAAAUUUGUCAUCUGGCAACAUGGUAGCCGUGAAGAAACUCCAUCUUCUCCACAAUGGCGAGAAUAAUUUUCAGAAGGAAUUUUUCAAUGAAAUAAGAGCACUAACUGAGAUACGACACCGGAACAUUAUGAAGCUUUAUGGUUUCUGUUCACAUAAACGAUAUUCAUUUUUGGUGUAUGAGUAUCUUGAAAGGGGUUGCUUGGCCACAACGCUGAGCAAUGAUCAUGAAGCUAAAGAACUGGGGUGGAGUAAAAGGGUGAAUAUUGUUAAAGGUUUAGCUAAUGUCUUGUCCUAUAUGCACCACGAUUGCUUGCCACAAAUUGUACAUCGUGACAUAUCAAGCAAGAAUGUUUUGUUGGAUUCUGAAUAUGAGGCAUGUGUUUCAGAUUUUGGCACUGCCAAGUUUUUAAAUCCAGACUCAACUAAUUGGAGUGCUCUUGCAGGCACGUAUGGAUAUAUAGCACCAGAGCUUGCUUAUAAAAUGGAAGUGAAUGAGAAAUGUGACGUGUAUAGCUUCGGAGUAGUAACGUUGGAACUGAUUAUGGGAAGGCAUCCAGGAGAUCUGUUGUCAUCUUUAUUUCUACAAUCUUCAUCAUCUGCAUUACCUGCCCAUCAAAUGCCAAUGGAGGAUAUUUUGGACCAACGCAUUUCCCCUCCUACACAUCAAGAAGCAGGGGAAGUGGUCUCUCUAGUGCAGAUAGCUUUUGCAUGCUUGAAUUCCAGUCCUCCAUCUCGUCCAACAAUGAAACAAUUUUCUCAACACCUCUCAACUCAGAGACUGCAUUUGUCCAAGUCAGUGCAUAUAAUAACAUGUGGUGAAUUGCUUGCUCUCUACGGUUUUACAACCCGAGGGUAA